AUGAGCUACAACCUCGCUGCACCCUCUACGUUCUCUAGUGAAACUGGUUCCUUUUCAGGAGCAGGCGACUCUGGAAGAAAGGACCAUCGCACCAUUGCCGCACUACCCGAAAUGCCAGAGGUUCGCUAUAUCCAAAUCCCCAAUCCCGCAUAUGUCCCGGCUUCCAAGAGAGAUUCAUCCCAUCCUGGAAAGCGCAAGUCUCGAAAAAAAAUCCCUCACACUAUUACUACUGCAAUUUAUGAGCCACGGCCGUCUACUGAUCUUCCCCCAGUUCCAAAAGUAGACGACGGCCAGGUAGUGUCGUACGUGCGCCAGCUAAUGAAGGGCUAUGAUAUGACGUGGGAUGAGGUUGUGGAAAUGCUUGUCGCACUGCAUGGUAGUCUCGAGCGUGCCGUGUGGUCAAAUGAGAUGGGUGAGGCUGAAGCCAAAGAGAGGCUCAAUCGGUUGAACGCGCCUCCAGAUGGAGUGGAAUUUGGUGCCAUCGGUCGUAAACCCAAGCCCGGAGAAGAGGUGACUGCCACGUGA
Molecule: messenger RNA, 525 nt
Organism: Laccaria bicolor S238N-H82
Lineage: Eukaryota; Fungi; Basidiomycota; Agaricomycetes; Agaricales; Hydnangiaceae
Exons: 2
Coding region: 1-525 (174 amino acids)
Source: RefSeq, a predicted model, not a curated record